This is a messenger RNA of Myotis davidii, 5407 nucleotides long. It is a transcript of the gene PODN, whose product is annotated as podocan. Gene Ontology annotation, molecular function: protein binding. NCBI's taxonomy places the organism in Eukaryota, Metazoa, Chordata, Mammalia, Chiroptera, Vespertilionidae. The record is from RefSeq and is a predicted model, not a curated record. The coding region runs from base 2670 to 4523 and encodes 617 amino acids. The transcript has 10 exons.
AAAAAAGGAAGAAAAAAGGUAAAUGAGCUAUUUUAUGACCAUUAAUAUUAAUAAGAUAUUUUACAUUUUUUGUACUAUGUCUUUGAAACCCAUGUACACUACAUUUUACACAUAUAGCACCUCUCAAUGUAACCCAGUCACAUUUGAAGAGCUCAGUAGCCACAUGUGGCAGCCACAUUGGAUGAGUGCAAGGGUGAGCCUCUUAAGGGCAGAGCCGACCCUGAGUGGGGUGUCUUGGUCCUCAGAGCCCAGCUGUAUUUUGCAUUAACCGUCGCAUCGUGGUUAAAACCUGGGCUGGGAGCUCAGCUUUGCCAUUUAACAGCUGUGUUACGUUGGCCACUCCCACUGGGCCUCCGCUCCCUCAUCUAUAAAGCGGUGAUGAUAACAUUUUCAAUAUGGCCCAUAAUGUUAACAUGAAUUACGUAUUUUUACAGAUACAGUUUAUAGACCUAUACAGACACAAAACCCAAGGAGAAAAAUAGCUGGUCCGUGAGUGCACAGGAUGCGUGGAGGGACUCCUUUGCCCUGGCCUUUUGCCCUGAUUGAAUUUGGGGCCUGAGCCUGUGCUCCCCUCCCCCUCCCAGAGUCCUGUUCUGAGCAGAGUCAGACAGAUUAAUGCUGGUGGACCCAGGGACUGAAGGCUGUUGAGCUUGCUGGGGGUUAUACUGUGCCAAGGGAAUGACGGUCUGUAGACUGGCUGAGGAUCUCUUGUCCAUUUGGUCAGGGGACGGGGGCAGCAAGUACGUGGUAGGGUGGGCAUAGGGCCAGGCUGCAGCCUAGGACUCUGGGUGUGCUGGGCUCCCUGGUUCUCUGCCAGGCCAGGGCUGGGGCCCGAGUCUGCUUAGGCCUUGGGGACCUAUAGGGUCAAGCAAGCCUGAUUGCCACUCCUCUUUUCUCUCCUCACGCCUUUCAAAUCUCCUGGGAGGAAGUGGGCCUAGAACCGGACCACAAAGCACAAUAGGGAAGGGUAAGAAGCAGGGGGUUCUGGAGUGGGCAAGGGUGUGGCUGAUACGCGAACAAGGCCCACAGAUCAGAUAUUAAUGGUGGGAAGAGCUAACAUUUAUUGAGCACUUACUGAGUGCAGUGUGCUCAUCCCACUGAAUCUCACACUCUUCCCCUUCGGACAUCCCGUUACCAGCUCGGGGACAGGUAAGUGAGCUGGAGUUUAGAGGGUGACAGCACUCGCCCACAGCCCCACAGCUGGUAAGAGCCGGGGCUGAGCUUGCAGCCGGCUGUCUGGCUCCAGAGCCCACCUUCGUAACCAGACAUCCGUGUCCUCAUCAAGCUUCCUCCCAGGCCCAUCAUCUCGCCAGACCCUACUAAGGGCUCAGACUGAGGAGCAGUAGCCCAGGCCCAGAUACUUGCCGCAGACCUGUGUUUGUAUUCGCUGCAGAGGAGAGCAGCACAGCACCUGAGAGAUGCCAGGUGCUUUGCGGCUGUUACUUAGGGACUCCUCGCAGAAGCUGUGAGUUCACGUGGAUUAACUGUAAGACGAGGAAGCUGAGGUUCAGCGAGGUCAGAGCUGUUAAGUGGAGGACGGUGACUUGAACUAGGGUGGGUGGGACUCCACCAUCAGUGUACAGGAGCUACCACCCCUCACAACUGAUCACCCGCCCCAGAGAGGUUUUCUGAGUGAGAGGACUCCUGGGGCCAGCCCCGCCCAUGGGCUGUUGGGACAAUGGAACCAGCAUCUUCCUCAAUGGCUUGAAGCUAUCCUCUAGGUGCCCUCCCUGCUGCCCCAGGGGACCAUGCUGGGAGUCGUCUCCUGCAGGUGGUAGUGGUCCUGUGAGCACAGCAGGCCCUGCUGAGGGCAGCUGAGGGUCCAACACCAGGAAUGGGACUUGGGAGGUUCCAGAGGCGGCAGCAGCUCCAGUCACUGAUGCUUACUCUGCGCCCAGCUGCCUGGGUUUCCACCCAGACUCACCCUGUUGUGGGAGAAAGACACCAUUAUGUAUUUAUAACCCAACCCAAUUCAUGCCAAGGGGGCGGGGAGGACACAGUAAUGGAGAGCCUUGGGGCAUUUCAGAGUCUUCCCAGGGGACACGGUGCUGGAAUUGGUUCUUGGAGAGCUUGCUGAUUGCACAAGAGAGGGGAGGGCAUUCCAGGAAAAAGGAACAAGGCCUGGAGGCAGGAGCUACUAAAUAGAUGUGUAUUCUUGGGGCAGGUGGGUAGAGAGUUGGCAGACUGGCAAGGCCAAGAUCUGAGGAUCCUAGAACGGCCAGCUGAAGAGCGGAGAGGCACCUGCUGGUCGGGCCCACCAGGGCCUGUGGCAGCUGCAGGAGGACAGGCCUCCCAGCACUGCCUGUUGGAGAGCUCAGCAAAGCCCAGGCCAAGCCCUGCACAGCACAGUGCUUCCUGGGCCUUCUGUAGAGGAGGGUGCAGAUUCUUUUGGGCCAGGCCUGGUGAGGGCUGUGGGAGGUUUGGCAGACCUUCACUUCAGCCCCACCCCUCCCGAGGGCAGCCCUGACGGGGGGUUUGGGGGAUGAGGGUGGGAACAGCAGUCACCAGAUCAGAUGCGUGCUGAGGACAGGAUCCAGAGUGGGCUCUGCCUCGGGCCCCAAGGGCCCCAUGAGGACGUUUGUGGCCCUAGCCCUGUGCCUACUGUACCUGACAGGUGAAGUCAACCCUGGUUCCCAGGUGGGUCUGACUCAGCCCCUCCUGCAGGCACCAUGGCCCGGAGCAGGGCGCUGCUGCUCCUGCUGCUGUUGCCGCCACAGCUGCAGCUAGGACUGGUGCUCGCGGUGAGGGCCCCUGUGUUUGGCCGAAACGGCGCCCACAACCUGAGCCCUGAAGAGAACGAAUUUGUGGAGGAGGAGCCAGUGCUGGUCCUGAGGCCUGAGGAGCCGGGGCCUGGCCCAGCCACCAUCAACUGCCCCCGAGAUUGUGCCUGCUCCCAGGAGGGUGUUGUGGACUGUGGCGGCAUCGACCUGCGCGAGUUCCCAGGGGACCUGCCUGAGCAUAUCAACCACCUGUCCCUGCAGAACAACCAGCUGGAGAAGAUCUACCCGGAGGAGCUCUCCCGGCUGCAUCGCCUGGAGACUCUGAACCUUCAGAACAACCGCCUGACGUCCCGAGGGCUCCCCGAGGAGGCGUUUGAGCAUCUGACCGACCUCAAUUACCUGUACCUGGCCAAUAACAAGCUGACCUUGGCACCCCGAUUCCUGCCAAAUACCCUGAUCAGUGUGGACUUCGCUGCCAACUAUCUCACCAAGAUCUACGGGCUCACCUUUGGCCAGAAGCCAAACUUGAGGUCCGUGUACCUGCACAACAACAAGCUGGCAGAUGCCGGGCUACCAGACAACAUGUUCAACGGUUCCAGCAACGUGGAGAUCCUUAUUCUGUCCAGCAACUUCCUGCGCCAUGUGCCCAAGCACCUGCCGCCGGCCCUCUAUAAGCUGCACCUCAAGAACAACAAGCUGGAGAAGAUCCCACCAGGUGCCUUCAGUGAGCUGAGCAACCUGCGGGAGCUGUACCUGCAGAACAACUACCUUUCUGAUGAGGGCCUGGACAACGAGACCUUCUGGAAGCUCUCCAGCCUGGAGUACCUGGAUCUGUCCAGCAACAACCUGUCACGGGUCCCGGCUGGGCUGCCGCGCAGCCUGGUGCUGCUGCACCUGGAGAAGAACGCCAUCCGCAGCGUGGACGCGGACGUGCUGACCCCCAUCCGCAGCCUCGAGUACCUGCUGCUGCACAGCAACCAGCUGCGCGCGCACGGCAUCCACCCGCGGGCCUUCCAGGGCCUCAAGCGGCUGCACACCGUGCACCUGUACAACAACGCGCUGGAGCGCGUGCCCAGCGGCCUGCCCCGCCGCGUGCGCACCCUCAUGAUCCUGCACAACCAGAUCACGGGCAUCGGCCGCGACGACUUUGCCACCACCUACUUCCUGGAGGAGCUGAACCUCAGCUACAACCGCAUCACCAGCCCGCAGGUGCACCGCGACGCCUUCCGCAAGCUGCGCCUGCUGCGCUCGCUGGACAUGUCUGGGAACCGGCUGCACACGCUGCCGCCGGGGCUGCCCCGCAACGUGCAUGUGCUGAAGGUCAAGCGCAAUGAGCUGGCUGCCCUGGCACGCGGGGCGCUGGCCGGCAUGGCCCAGCUGCGUGAGCUCUACCUCACCGGCAACCGGCUGCGCAGCCGGGCUUUGGGCCCCAGUGCCUGGGCCGACCUUGCCCAUCUGCAGCUGCUGGACAUCGCUGGGAAUCAGCUCACAGAGAUCCCCGGGGGACUCCCUGAGUCCCUUGAGUACCUGUACCUGCAGAACAACAAGAUUAGCACCGUGCCUGCCAAUGCCUUCGACUCCACACCCAACCUCAAGGGGAUCUUUCUCAGGUUUAACAAGCUGGCUGUGGGCUCUGUGGUGGAAAGCGCCUUCCGGAGGCUGAAGCACCUGCAGGUCUUGGACAUAGAAGGCAACUUUGAGUUUGGUGACGUUUCCAAGGACCGGGACCGAUUGAAAGAGGAGGAGGACGAGGAGGAGGAGGACGAGGAGGAUGAGGAUGAGGAGGAAGAGGAAAGGCGAUAGUGACCAGGUGAAUGGGAUCUUACAUAGGACGAUGGACGUCGGACCCCUUUCUGCAGCACGUGCCUGUGCCCUGUGAGCCUCCACUCUGCCCCCCCCUCGACACAUCCAGCAUUACACCCCCAUGCCCCCCAACACAAGCUGAACACACAGUCUCCCGUCCCCACCCCUUCCUGCAGUUUGUGCCACAGCCAGACACUUGCAGAUACCAUGACCCAUCUACACACAGCCCGCUGCACGUUGCCCUCCAAACUCUACCCUCCCCACCCCCACCCCCCAUCACUCCCUCUGAAUCACAGAGGUUCAGGGAAGGGCCUGACCCCACCCUGGUGUGCAUGGGCGCACACUUCCUACUCCACACACACGCAUGCGCGCGCGCACACACACACACACACACACACACACAUAGUCACAUGCAAACGGCCCUCCUUGGCCUAUGCCACAACAGCUCUUGCCCCAGCCAGAAGUGGCCAGAACAUCUUGUCGCCUGCCUGUUCGUCAGUCUGUCCGUCCUCUGGAGAAGACACAGAGUUAUGUCCGAGCUCUCUGCGGCCAGGUGCCUACUACCCCGUGGAACUCACAAAAGCUGGCUUUUGUCCCUUCUCCCUCCCUCUGGGGAUGGGAACCUUCAGGACUGCUGCCCCGGCCCCACCCGCCCGGCCCCCAGCUGCUGGGGGAGUCACUCCCUGCCAUUCCCUGGCCAGCCACAGGCAUAUCUUGGAUGGGCAAGGCCAGAGGACAGUCCUCCUGGGCCUGCCACGGGCCAUGGGCAGGAGUGUGUGGAGGUCCUGGCGCUGGGCUGAGUGAGGAAGGGCCGGCCCCACCCAGGAGACACCACUUUUACUCUUCGGGCCCGCAGGGAGUGCUGGGUACCUUUUUUUUUUUUU